AUGAAUCACAGAGUGCAAAUAUUAGUGAUCUUUGGCCUGGUUAUUGGCAGUCACGCUCGCAUUCCCAACCUGCGACGCGUUGUCGGAUCGGGACGCAGUAAUUUGGAUAUAGACGUCGAGGAACCGAUUGGUCCUCAAAUUCUCAUCUAUUCCCCAGGCGAAGCCAUGGCCAGAUCCGAUGACCAGGAGCCCACCUUCCACGAACCACAAAUCAGGGAAGAAGCACCGGACACCGAACUGGAUAAGGACAGUCGCAAAGUGCCCGACUACCUCUACUCGAAUGCCAUUCCCAUGGUGAACGAUCAGAAUCUGAAGUAUGUGGUUCCCCAAGUGGCCGCCUUCCCAGUGGCCUAUGGCCCUCAGUUAAUCUCCAACAAGAAUGCCAUUGGCUCCAACCAAGGAAAUGGUCUUUCCUACGUUGUGGUGCCUCGAGUCCAAUUGGGUUUCAAUGUUCAGGGCCAGUCGGGCUUCAAUUGGCCUGGUCUGAAUCUGCUGCCAACGAAUCUGGCCGGUGAUGCCGCCGUUGCCGAGAAGGAGGAACCCCAAGCACCCACCGCCUACAUACCCAUUCCAGUGCCCGGUCCUCCUGGUCCGCCAGGUCCACCAGGCCAGCGGGGACCUGCAGGUCCGCCAGGUCCUCGGGGUCCACGCGGUCCUGCCGGCGAGUCUGGCAUUAUUUCGGCCCAGAAACCUCAGAGCAUUUGGUACACCCAAGCUGGUACCAGCAAUAAUAAUCUUAAUAGCAAGCCCCAGUACAACCAGCCCUUUUCCGGUGGCUAUCAAAGCUGA
Molecule: messenger RNA, 789 nt
Organism: Drosophila santomea
Lineage: Eukaryota; Metazoa; Arthropoda; Insecta; Diptera; Drosophilidae
Product: collagen alpha-1(I) chain
Exons: 2
Coding region: 1-789 (262 amino acids)
Source: RefSeq, a predicted model, not a curated record